This is a messenger RNA of Girardinichthys multiradiatus, 2935 nucleotides long. RefSeq names its product WW domain binding protein 1-like. The record is from RefSeq and is a predicted model, not a curated record. The coding region runs from base 208 to 999 and encodes 263 amino acids. NCBI's taxonomy places the organism in Eukaryota, Metazoa, Chordata, Actinopteri, Cyprinodontiformes, Goodeidae. The transcript is spliced from 4 exons.
GCUGACUGGGGCUGUGGCACGAGCUUCGAAGAACCGUCAGAGUGAAACAGAAAGAGUCAGUCCCACCUCAGCAGGGAGUCGGUGAAGAAGCAUUGUUAGGCAGUUGUACUUGAUUUGUGUCGAUUUCGUUGUAGUUUAACAUACUGUGUGUGACAUUUCAUUAAUAUGUGACAGCUCGCUUCACUUAAGUUAUUUAAAACCAUUGUGAUGAUUUUUGACAUGUCUUUACCGAAGUUUACCGCUGGACUUGGAAACUCGGCUACGUCAGCCACUGUUGUAGGGGCCGGGCUCAUUUGUCAGGGAGUGAACAACCAGAGCUACAUCUGUGAAUUGGGCCACUGCUGUGGAGAGGCAGAGUGCUGCAGUAACUACCAUGAGAUGUGGUGGUUCUGGCUGGUGUGGGCUGUGAUUAUAAUCCUGAUAGGCUUUUGUAUAUGUCAGCACUGGCGGGCCAAGCAGCGUUUCCAGCAGCAGCGCCGGCAGAAUGAGAUCAACCUCAUCGCCUACAGAGAGGUUCACAACAACACCCGGUUACCCCUCUAUCUUAGACUUUUGCCUGUCUACCUGCUACCAGCCUAUGAAGAGACAGUCAACCGACCAGAAACCCCCCCUCCUCCCUACACGCCUCUCCAGUUGGUACCACCAUCCUCUGGCGCUCCCGAGGAAGCCUUUAGCCCCCACUCAGCUGCCUCCAUCCCACCUGAUGCUCGUGUAGCGCUCGGUGGGACUCUGGAGACCACGCAGAUCUACUCCAGCAGUACCAACAGCCCUAGCAAGGACUCAACGCCAGGGAGGUACCGGCGCUUUACUGGAGAUUCUGGGAUUGAAGUGUGCGAUGGCCAGGACCAUCCAUGGGAUCAGCAUGACUUUUUUGAACGAGAAGAAAUGUUGGAAGAAGAGGGGGUGAGGAGAAUGCAAGAGCCGGGUGCCCAGCCUGCUGAACAGAGUCAUGUUGUUCCACCUGCUGCUGUUACCAUCCUAACAAAGUCUCCUGGCUGAUCAUAGUUUUCUUGUUUUUUCGGAACGUUGCACCUUUAGGACUAAGAAGUUUGCUCUCUCCGUGUACCUAUUUAUACAUGCAUAUGCUUGAAGAGGGUCUGUGACAUGACGCACAGUCUAGCUCAUAUUCCUCACUGCAUUUACCAAAGAGGAUUUAAGGAGGAUGAGGUGACAGCUUUACCUUCACUGUUGGGAAGUUGUUGCUGUAUCGCUAGAUGUUCCAAGAUGUAGGAAACUACAGCUACAACUAAAAAAACACCAAAAUGUGAGCCUCACCUGAGUGCCUGUUGUUUAAACCCCAGGGAUAUCUACCUUCAGGCACACAUAGGGAUGAGUGCUGAAACUCAGUAUGAACACGGCCAAAUACUAUGUUGUAAAAGAUUUUUCAUGCACACUGUAUUUUAGAUUUGAUCCCAACCAUAUUUUUUAAUAAACAUGUAUUUUUAUAAUUUAUAUGUAUUAUUGAAGCAAUGGUUAAACGUCUUCUCUAUGCCAGCUUUGUGUUGUAUCUCUGUUAUUGGGUUGUGGAUGUUAUCAGAUUGUAAUCUGGUUUGCAGUGCUACCACUGGGUGACCACUGACCACAGAGAUAUUCUCUUACCAAGGACUUCAUCCUUUACAGAUCCUUCUGUUUUCUUCAUACAAGCUUGGAGGCAAGGGACUGAAUCAGAGGGAAGAGUCAGAUCUGUUUGGUUCCUGUACUAGUUUAGUAGUUAGCGUACUUGAACUGGUUUUUGGUCAUAAGUUGUAUUCAAGUUUUAAAAAGCCGCACUUUUGAAACCACUAAACCUUUCUGUCUUGUCAUAUUGUACUAUUUAAGGUUGGGGAAGCAGAGAAGUGCUUUAAUAAUCAGGGUUGUGUGGAGCAUAGGUAUGCAGCACUACCCCUCCCCUACAUGUUGCUGGCCGAAAGACAUCUGCAUUUAUUCAUACUUACAUAAAAACCAGUUUAACAGUUUAGAGAUAUUUCAAGUUCUGAUAAAAAGGGAUGGUCAGGGCGAGGCAGCUGGAAGAGCCCAACCUUCAAUAUUAUUACAAGAACCGCUUUACAGCUACACUUGGCAAGCUCCAAGCUGUUAGGUAAGCCAAGAUCAUCUUCUGCAGUUAUGUUCUGAAUUGUUAUGUUAGAAAUGUGGUACUUUUACUCCAAAUGAUCAUAUGGUGGAAUCAUAGUGGGCCACACCUAGACCUUACUAACAGAUAUGAGAGAAAUUGGACUGUUGGAUUUCAGUGUGCUGUGUUUAACUGGAUAACCACACUUAAUUGGAGAGGUGUCGUGUCUGAAUGUUUGCUGUUAUGAUGGAUGAACGAGCUGAACCGGCAUCAAAGUGAAUGCAACAAAGAAGUCCAGACAUAAAGAAUACUUCAAGCUCACAUAUGUACAUGUAGUUAAUGACCUGAGAUGCUGUCAUGAUUCUUUUCAUGAUCAAAAUGAAUGGAUGUAUUUGUUGGUGGCUAUUCCAGCUUUAAGUGCUUUUAUAAAUGCAUCUUUUAACCUGUGUAGCUGGGAAAAUGCUUUAAAUGAAGACUUGACUGUCUGUUUCUGUCACACUGCUCUGACAUAUGGCAGCAUUUAUUUCAUGUCAGCCACAUCGGCUCAGGAGACAAUCACCACCAAGAUCACUGUACUUCACUGUAUGUAUAUUGAUGUGAUCCGAUUCAUGAGAGUUGUUCUGGUGAAGUCUGCUAAAAGCAUCUGUGCAGAUCAUAUCUGAGUGUGUGUACAGGAAGGAUAACCAACAUGUUGCAGGUCAAGGUUAUCCUCAGUGUAGAAAUGUUCAAGGAUGCUCACCUUGCUGGAAAACCUUGGAGUCAGUUAAGGGCUGUGGAACAGUGGAAGUGAUCUGUAACACUCUCUCUGUUCCUUCUAUACAUCUUCAUUUGCCUCAUCAAUGAAUGUAUUAUUGUACAAAUUCUAAUUAAAUGUUUGAAAAAUAA